Molecule: messenger RNA, 2706 nt
Organism: Cottoperca gobio
Lineage: Eukaryota; Metazoa; Chordata; Actinopteri; Perciformes; Bovichtidae
Gene: ptgs2b
Product: prostaglandin-endoperoxide synthase 2b
Exons: 10
Coding region: 191-2008 (605 amino acids)
Biological process (GO): cyclooxygenase pathway; response to oxidative stress
Cellular component (GO): cytoplasm; neuron projection
Molecular function (GO): prostaglandin-endoperoxide synthase activity; heme binding; peroxidase activity
Source: RefSeq, a predicted model, not a curated record
UAGCCCCGUCAUUGUAUCAUUCAUAAAUAAGAUGCGAGGACUGGCCAGGUGACGUCACACUUCUCCAGCCAUAUAAAGGUGCUCCGAUCAGUAGGUUGAGACACUAAAACUCUCCGCCCCAGAGCGACACCACUGCGGAGGAAAGAAGAGAGAAGGAAAAAAAAAACGAGAUCCGACAAAGACUUGGAGCAUGAAAAGAUUUACAUUUGCGGUAUUCCUCUUGGCACUGGGUGUUCUUGUCUGCGAAGGGGGUAACCUAUGUUGCUCAGAGCCAUGUCAGAACAAGGGUGUUUGCACAGCACUUGGAACAGAUAAUUACGAGUGUGACUGCACACGGACAGGCUAUCAUGGGCAAAACUGCACAUCGCCUGAAUUCCUCACUUGGAUCAAAAUAUCAUUGAAGCCAUCGCCCAACACUGUCCAUUAUCUUCUCACUCACUUCAAGGGCUUCUGGAACAUCAUCAACAACAUCUCAUUUCUCAGAGAUGCCAUCAUGAGAUAUGUGCUGACAUCUCGAUCCCACUUGAUUGAUAGUCCUCCAACUUUCAAUGCGGAUUAUGGUUACAAAAGCUGGGAGGCCUAUUCCAACCUUUCCUAUUAUACACGAUCCCUCCCACCGGUGCCAGAGGAUUGCCCAACCCCUAUGGGAGUAGUAGGUAAAAAGGAGCUACCUGAUGCUAAGCUAUUGGCUGAGAAGCUUCUAAUGAGAAGACAGUUUAUUCCGGACCCGCAGGGCACCAGUCUGAUGUUUGCGUUCUUCGCACAGCACUUCACCCACCAGUUCUUCAAAUCUGAUAUGAAGAAAGGACCUGCUUUUACCCUCGCUAAAGGUCAUGGGGUGGACCUCAGCCACAUUUAUGGAGACACGCUAGAGAGGCAACACAAGCUCCGACUCUUCAAGGAUGGCAAGCUUAAACAUCAGAUCCUGGAUGGAGAGGUGUACCCUCCAACAGUAAAGGAAGUGGGCGCUGAAAUGCACUACCCUCCUCAUGUUCCCGACUCUCACCGCUUCGCUGUGGGCCACGAGGCAUUCGGCCUGGUCCCCGGUCUGAUGAUGUACGCCACCAUCUGGCUGCGGGAACACAACCGGGUGUGUGAUGUGUUGAAGGAGGUCCACCCUGACUGGGACGACGAGAGGCUCUUCCAGACCACACGGCUCAUUCUGAUUGGCGAGACCAUCAAGAUUGUGAUCGAGGACUACGUGCAGCACCUGAGCGGCUAUAACUUCAAGCUCAAGUUUGACCCCGAGCUGCUGUUCAACCAGCGCUUCCAGUACCAGAAUCGCAUUGCAUCCGAGUUCAACACCCUGUACCACUGGCACCCUCUGAUGCCUGAUACUUUCCAGAUUGAGGAGAGUGAUUACAACUAUAAACAGUUUGUCUUUAACACCUCCAUAGUGACCGAGCACGGCAUCGGAAACCUUGUGGAGUCGUUUACCAAUCAGAUUGCUGGACGGGUUGCUGGUGGCCGAAAUGUCCCAGGACCUGUCAUGUAUGUGGCCAUCAAGUCCAUUGAAAACAGCAGAAAAAUGCGCUACCAGUCUCUGAACGCCUACAGGAAACGAUUCUCCAUGAAGCCCUACACCUCUUUUGAAGACAUGACAGGAGAGAAAGAAAUGGCCGCACUGCUUGAGGAGUUCUACGGUCACGUUGACGCUGUGGAGCUCUACCCGGGUCUGCUGGUGGAGAAACCAAGAGAAAAUGCCAUCUUUGGAGAGACCAUGGUGGAGAUGGGCGCCCCUUUCUCCCUCAAGGGCUUAUUGGGAAACCCCAUCUGCUCCCCGGAGUACUGGAAGCCGAGCACAUUCGGAGGUAGCAUAGGCUUCGACAUUGUCAACACCGCCUCGCUGCAGAGGCUCGUUUGCAAUAACGUCCGGGGCCCCUGUCCGGUGGCAUCGUUUCAUGUUCCCGACGUGAAAGAAACGGGGUCCAUGAUCAUCAACUCAAGCACAUCCCACAGUGAUAUCAACCCCACAGUCAUUUUGAAAGAAAGGACUACUGAGCUCUAAUUUUUUAUUUUCUAAGGUUAUCUUUUAAUGUAUGUAUUUAUUUAUUUAUGUAUUUAUUGUAUUCUAUUUAUAAAAUAACAUCACACUUUUUAUACACCAUUUUUGACAGCAAAAAUCUGUGGAUGUGUUUAUUUAUUGAAAUAUUAACUGUAUUUUUUUUUUAUUAUAAGUUAUUGUUACAGUAAUGACCUCAGACACUGCGACUUGAUACUUGAAUGUUAGUUUACAAUUUUAAAUGCAUAGUAGCGUACAUUACAUUCCUAAUGUUCUGUUUGGUCAAAUGCUACUCUUCCAUUUAUGUUCAUACAAGUGUACGAUUGUCCCAGGACACUACUUUGAACUUUUUUACAGCGAGAGAGAUACAGUGUGGUAGUAACGUUCACAGUGCACUUAAUAACUGAUGUUGACUCUCUCGAUCAAAUGUUACAUAACGAAGAGUGCAUUACUAUUUUAGUAUUGUCUUGGUAUUUUUUCUACUUUAGUCUGUGUAUUGGCUUAUUGAAAUAAUGUUAAUGACUACGCUACACUGUUGUUUAGAAUUGCAUUCCUAGAGAAAUUGUUUCAUUUAAUUAUACAGGCUUAAAAUGGCCAUGUACUGCAUAUAACCAGGAUGUUAGUUUUGUUCUCAGUGCCUAUUGACUUGCAGGUUGACACUAAUAAAUGCUUCUAGGAAAUGGAGCAAAUUCCUCAGAAAUCAA